AAGCAAAUGUCAUCGGCAUAACGGAGUGACAGAGGGCACGUAAACUGCGCUAGCGCGACGCACAGAACCCCCCACCCACUGACUUACUGACGACAGAGAAGCGCUGGUGAGCAACAGACAGCGGCAUAUCUCCCUACAAAAACAUUCAAGCUUUUUCACGGAGAGCCAACGCCGACUGUUUAUCUGAGAGAGGCAGCAGGCAGCGGUGGGAUCCAGAGCAGGUCUGGACACGAUAUCGAUGGACACAGAAGGGCAGAACGGGCUGGUCUACAUGCAGUGUUGUGGGCAGGGAGAAGGGCCCGGGGUGUGUGUGCAGAGGAAGCUGAAAGCAGGAGCUGGGACAGAGUGGUCAGCUGAGGGACACACACAGCAAACAAACCUUUUAUCCUUGCCACAGCCUUCUGGUGUGGACUUACCUUACAGAAGUCCUGAGUCGGUGGAGAUGGAUGAGAUCAUGGCUGCUAUGGUGCUCACCAGUCUGUCCUGCAGCAGUCCAGUGGUCCAAAGCCCCCCACAGAGAGACCUCCUACCAGGGGACAUGGAGUGCUGUGGAGGUGAGUUGUCUGACAGUGGCAGCAGUGGUUACUGGAGCUGGGACCAUGGCAGUGUCAGCCCAGCCCCUUCUCCAUCGGUCACUGAGAUGGACAGGAGCCUGGGCCAACUGACAGAUGAAGGACUGCACAUGGAGCUGGACGAAGCUUCAUGUGAGGAACCGAAAGCCAGGAGGUGCAAGAGCUUGAGCAGGGGAGCGUACAGGUGUCUGUGGCCUGGCUGUGGCAAAGUGCUGACAUCCCGGGUUGGAAUGAAACGGCACAUUCGCAUUCUUCACCUGGGUGGGGGCUCAGAGCAGUCGCAUAGGGAGGAAGACUUCUACUACACAGAGGUCUCCUCUGAAGAUGAGGAGACUGCACCUCCAUCUCCUGCUCCAUCCUUUUCCAGUGGGGCCUGGACCUCCUGCAGCUCCACACAAAGCCAAUCCACCCCAGGACACCAAGAUGCUCCAGUCCAGUCAAGCCCACUCAGCCAAUCAGCUCCAAGCAGCGUGUGGCAGAUUCACACUGAACAUCUCUAUCAGGCCUGCACGCCCGUUCAGGUGAUGGUCUCUCCAGGCUCUCCCACAUUUUGUAGCUGGUCCCCUUCUAGUGAUGUCCAGCAGAAACCUCAGAUUUCAGCCUCUCGCAACCGGUCGGUGAGUGUCGGAGAGCAGUGGCUACAGAGGAACAGCACCCCCACCAGAUCACAGACCAUGAGCGCAUCUCCCUCCAGAGGGCACUGUUCAUUCAGGAAGGGUCGAGGUGAGGCCAAAAAGUGCCGAAAAGUGUAUGGUGUGGAGCGUAGGGACCAAUGGUGCACCGCUUGCCGCUGGAAGAAAGCCUGUCAGCGGUUCCCAGACUAAUAAAAGACUAUAGGAGACAAGGAAGAAUCUCCAUUUUCUUUCUUUCCUCCAACUAUUCCUUGCACUGUAGAGGACCCGUCUUUUCACUUUUCUACCUUUUUUUUUUUGUUUUCCUACUAAAGUUAAAAGUGUUUUGUUAUAUUUCCGCACAAAGUGAACGCUGGUACUAGCUGUCGAGACUGUGGAGUAGUAGGAUCCCAAAAUCAGUUUAGUCUCGCGAGACUAAAGUGUAAUCCUGUAUCUGAUCAAGGUGUUUUUCAACCCCAGUUCUGCACUUCAUCCAUACCUGAGAUAUUUAAGUGAUUGUUGAUUUUUGUAAACUGUGGACAAUGUAUAUCUUUGAGCAUUUUCAUGAUGUUUUUCUAUUGCCGUUUGGUUAGCCUGAAAGGUGUAACAGUGUAAUGUCAUGUAUUGUCUUUUUUUUUUCUUUCUACGCAUUUACUCUGAAUUUAGCCACAACUUUUGAGUUUCUUGAGGUUUGACUAAGGUCGUAUGCCAUAGCGCUUCCUAAUCAGUCUUAACUGC
This is a messenger RNA of Carassius gibelio (silver crucian carp), 1921 nucleotides long. RefSeq names its product zinc finger protein 395. The record is from RefSeq and is a predicted model, not a curated record. Gene Ontology annotation, biological process: regulation of transcription by RNA polymerase II. The transcript is spliced from 10 exons. Gene Ontology annotation, cellular component: nucleus. NCBI's taxonomy places the organism in Eukaryota, Metazoa, Chordata, Actinopteri, Cypriniformes, Cyprinidae. Bases 239 to 1396 code for a protein of 385 amino acids. Gene Ontology annotation, molecular function: RNA polymerase II cis-regulatory region sequence-specific DNA binding; DNA-binding transcription factor activity.